GAAUCGGGUGUAUCGGUCGAUUGCUGGGUGCUUUGGCUCCAUUGUGCUCACGAGCACCAUGGUCAUGCGUUUGGCUGUGGUGAUUGCAGACACUGUGGUGCACUGCCCCAAGAAGUAUGGCUUGGAACCCAAGGUCUGCGCCCUGGACAUCCUGGGCAUCCUGGGCCUGCUGGGUGCCUCCGUGCGCUUCGGCGCGACCUCGGGCAUCACCUGCCGCGCCAUCGUGGGCGAGGCGUCGCAGACGGCCGCCUGCACCCAGGCGAUCGCGGCGAUGCCCACGGGGGUCUUCAGUGGUGCAGCGGUGCUGGGGAAUGUGAAUGCGGCCUGUGGCAAGGCUCUGGAAAAUUGGGAUCCGGCGAAUUGGCCCAAGAAAGAGUCGGUGGAAGAUGAGGAGGAGGAGCAAAAAGGGGACUUCAUCAUCCCCGAUGCCUAAGGAUGCAAUUAAAGAUAGUGCAGAGGACGCGAGUGACGGGAAAAUCGAUGAGGACGGAUGGCAUUCGGGGGUCAAGAAUCCAUGAAAGACUG
Molecule: messenger RNA, 525 nt
Organism: Durusdinium trenchii
Lineage: Eukaryota; Dinophyceae; Suessiales; Symbiodiniaceae
Source: the annotation of a GenBank genome assembly